Oppia nitens is the source of this 1578-nucleotide messenger RNA. RefSeq names its product chitin deacetylase 1-like (gene ChLD3). NCBI's taxonomy places the organism in Eukaryota, Metazoa, Arthropoda, Arachnida, Sarcoptiformes, Oppiidae. Gene Ontology annotation, cellular component: extracellular region. Gene Ontology annotation, molecular function: protein binding; hydrolase activity, acting on carbon-nitrogen (but not peptide) bonds; chitin binding. The coding region runs from base 7 to 1578 and encodes 523 amino acids. Gene Ontology annotation, biological process: carbohydrate metabolic process. The record is from RefSeq and is a predicted model, not a curated record. The transcript is spliced from 8 exons.
UUUGCAAUGUUAAAACUAUAUUCAAUUUGGACAGUUGUUAUUUUAAUUGCCAUCAAUAUAUUAUAUGUGUUUACCGCCGAUGACGAUCACGAUGGGUCAGUGGAUGGAGUUCCCUGUAUAGAUAACGGCAAAUUUUAUCGCAAUCCCGAAGCAAAGGGUGUUAGAGAUUGUGCCAAAUAUUAUUGGUGUCCGCGACAGAAGGUUCUUGAAUUCAGAUGUAGCGCUGGUCUGUGGUUUGAUGUCGACCGACAAAUCUGUGAUUUUAAAUUAAAGAUCGAUAAUUGCGCCAAAUCUCACGACGCCAGUACUCCUCGACCACUGCUUGCCACUGAAGAACCAAUUUGUCCGACUGGACAGUUAGCUUGUGCUGACAGGAAAUGUAUUAAUAAGGACUUGUUUUGUGAUGGUCAGAUAGACUGUUUGGAUGCAUCAGACGAGUCGUGGUGUGAUCCCGAACACGACCCAAACGCACCGGUCAGAUGUGAUGCCAGCAAUUGUACUCUUCCGGACUGUUUCUGUAGCAAUGAUGGCACUCAAAUCCCAGGUAAUCUUAAGCCAGAAGAAACGCCACAAAUGGUUAUCUUAACGUUUGAUGACGCCGUCAACAAUGAAAAUUGGGAAAUAUAUCAGAAAAUAUUUGCAAACAAUAGAACUAAUGCCAAUGGAUGUCCUAUUUCUACCACAUUCUUCCUCAGUCAUGAAUAUACUAACUAUAGACACGUCCAGAAACUCUGGAAUGACGGACACGAGAUUGCCACCCACUCCAUCACUCACAAACAGCCAGAGCUUUGGUGGACAUUCAAUGCAACGAUGGAGGACUGGUUCGAUGAGUUCGCAGGAAUGGCUAAUAUUAUCAACAAAUUUGCUGGAAUACCACUCGAUGAACUCAGAGGCACAAGAGUUCCCUUUUUGAGGGUUGGCUGGAAUACACAGUUUAUUAUGAUGAAAGAGUUUGGUUUCUUAUAUGAUUCAUCAAUGGUUGCUCCUCGAUCUGAUCCUCCUCUUUGGCCAUUCACUCUUGACUAUAGAAUUCCUCAUAAAUGUCACGGUUCUCGACAGAGAUGUCCUUCCCGGUCAUUCCAAGGAAUGUGGGAAAUGAUUAUGAAUCCAUUUGAUAUUGAGGGUCACAUCUGUGCUAUGGUUGACAGUUGUCCGACACAUUUAUCUGAAGAUGAAAUUUAUAACAUGUUUAUGGAUAACUUUAAUAGACAUUAUACAACUAAUAGAGCACCGUUUGGUCUAUACUUUCACACCAUUUGGUUUAAAGAGAAACAAAAUUUUAAAAUUCUUCUCAGAUUUAUUGAUGACUUAAUUCAAAAUAAGGAUGUCUACUUUGUAAGCAACUAUCAGGCCAUUGAAUGGAUGCGAACACCGACACCAGUGUCUCAAUUGAAUAACUUCGAGCCGUGGAAAUGCAAGAAAGAUAUUGAACCCAAUUUGAUUGCUUGUAAUCACCCGAAGUCAUGCAGACUGGCCAGUCGUCAACUCAAAGGGGAACGAUAUUUACACACAUGUUUUGACUGUCCAGAUGUCUAUCCGUGGGUUAAAAACGAGUUUGGCUUAGAGUUUAAAAAAUAA